AUGAAUAACAGAAACCACAAUGGGGAGUUGGGUAAAUAUCCUCAAGAAGGUCGAGAUACUUACGAUUCAGACAGUAGUUCUGAGUUCUCCCGUAGCGUCGCCGAAAGCGCAGCAGAUAGUGACCAAGGUCAUUCCGAUAACAUCUCCACUAUUCCAUUGAAAUCGAUCACCUCCAUUCCUUCCACCAAAUCUCCAUCGGUAUUGAGCGAUAAAGAUAACAAUUCGUAUAUGGCUUCCACGGCAGAAACGUCACUUGCUCCCAGCGGUCAUACCGUGGGAUUACCUAGCCCGCAAACCACGGCUCAAACUGCAUCUACCUCGGCUGCUAGUGCUUCCAAUACCCCCGUAAAUGACCGUGACCAGGAGUCUAUCGUCACUUUGGCGAGUUCCAGCCGACGCGUACGUAGAAGAAGUCUUGAUACCAACAGCAGUACCACGGGAAUUGCUCCUGCAAGCAUAAUGGAACGAUUAAGUGUUCAUCCUACGGCUGCGUCAGCGCCUACGCACCCAGUGCCUAUGCUACUAGCGGGUACGCAUCUAGCACCCAAAAUAGCCAUAUCGAUGCGGAAUCGGAGACUGAUGAAAAGAAAGAUUGAUGAAGAGAAUGAUGAAGAGAAUGAAAAAAUUUGA
Molecule: messenger RNA, 630 nt
Organism: Meyerozyma guilliermondii ATCC 6260
Lineage: Eukaryota; Fungi; Ascomycota; Pichiomycetes; Serinales; Debaryomycetaceae
Exons: 1
Coding region: 1-630 (209 amino acids)
Source: RefSeq, a predicted model, not a curated record